ACGAGCUUCUACUAUCAGCGCACAAUGUCGUCGAACUGGCGGUCGCUGCAGCACCGGCACCGGUACACCUACACCUCCGUCGUGGUGCCCAAGCACUACCUGGAAGCGCUCGCCCUUGUGCCGGCCGCGGUCUCCUCCUCCAGCUUCUUCGCCCAGCUCACCAACCUGAUAUCCCUCACCUCCACCUACGCGCAAGUCGCCGCGGUCAAGGACUUCGCCGCGGCGUUCGUGCAGUUUCUUUCCGGUCCAGAGGUUAAUGACGAUGCCAUGCUUGUCGCCGCAAAGCUUUAUCUGGAGAUCCUCUUCUUCGAGAACUCCCUUCCUCUCCACCGCACGCUGAUAUCCGUCCUUGCCAAGUGCAAGAAGUUCUCUGCGGUGAUCAGUGGGUGUUUUACUUUGCUCUGUGAGGAGUAUGGUGGCUCUGGUGUCAAGGCGAAGAAGAGGUUCUUGGUAUCUCGAGUGGGAUUGUCACUGAUUGGGUACCCAAAAUUGGGGUUUCUGGAUGAAGCCGUCGAGAAAGGCGUGGAGUUCAUGGCAUGGGAUGUGGUUGCCGGGCUGGAUGGGGUGAUCAGAGACAUAGGUGACGGGUCCCGGCCGUCUCCGGUUGUCAUGGAGCAGUGCCAGGAGGCCAUGUCCUGCAUGUACUACCUGCUGCAGCGUUACCCUUCCAAGUUCACCGGGCUCCACGAGGCGUCGAGUGUCUUCAGGACCGCUGUCAGGACAAUAUUGACUGUUCUGAAGUCGUCUGCCUUUUCCAGGGACUGUCUGGUGGCCUCUGGAGUGGGCUUCUGUGCUGCGGUUCAGGUUUUCAUGAGCCCCGAGGAGAUUUCUCGGUUUAUUUCUCAAGGUCUCUUUGGUAUCUUGCCACCUCAUCGUGAAGAUACAGAAGAUCUAGCUGCGGCGCAUGACGCGCUUUCUGGUUUUGAUCUGAAUCGAGAAAUCGGAGAUCUCUCGGUUCUAAGUAGACUAUGUUUGCUGAGGGGGAUUUUGACGGCUAUUCCAAGGAAAGCGCUCACCGUGCGCCAGCUUCGUCCGAAUGGAUCCUUAUGGACUGUGUUGUAUGAUGGGAUUUUACCAGAGCUUUGCGAGCACUGUGAGAACCCAGUUGACAGGCACUUCAAUUUCCAUGCUCUUACAGUGACUCAGAUAUGUCUGCAGCAGAUUAAAACUUCUGUCACGGUUGAUUUCGCUGACUUCUCUGGUGACUAUAAGCCUUUCUCAAGGGAUAUUAUCAACCGUAUAUUAAAAAUCGUGUGGAGCAACCUGGAAGAUCCUUUGAGUCAGACAGUAAAGCAGGUGCAUCUCAUCUUUGAUCUCCUGUUAGAUAUUGAAUCGUGUCUUUCAUCAGAAGACCAAAGCAACAGACUGGUUCUGUGCAACAUUGCAAAUGAUUUACUCCGCCUAGGUCCGCGAUGCAAAGGGAGAUACAUACCUCUAGCUUCUUUGACGAGGCGAUUGGGUGCCAAAUCUAUUCUGAGCUUGAAGUCAAACCUUCUUUUGGAAACAGCUUAUGCUUACAUAGAUGAUGAUGUUUGUUGUGCUACAACCUCGUUUUUAAAAUGCUUCCUUGAGAAUUUACGUGAUGAAUGCUGGAACAGUGACGGUGUCGAGCAAGGAUAUGAUGCCUUUAGAGCUUUGUGCUUGCCUCCUCUGAUGCGGGGAUUAGUAUCUGGAAGUUCAAAGCUGCGAUCUAAUUUAAAUACUUAUGCUAUACCUGUCGUCAUCGAAGUUGACCCAGACAGUAUAUUCACAAUGCUUGGAUUCAUUUCUGUUGGUCCAAGCGCAAAGGCAACUAAACUGGAUAUUCCUUUGAAGAGUGACCAGUGUAUAGCUGCACUGGUUUCACUGCUGAAGGUCUCUCGAAAUCUCGCACUUGUGGAAGGGGAUAUUCAGUUGGAUUCUGGUGAAUUGCCUCAGCAGGAGGAUAAUAAGGGGGCUGCAGUCAUAUCCGUUAAAGGGAUUACCGUUACAGUCCCUGUUAAUUGGUUUGUUUUGGCACUGACACACAGUGACGAAACUCUCCGUAUAGAUGCUGCUGAAUCUCUCUUCCUAAAUCCCAAGACAUCAAGUCUUCCAUCCUCCUUGGAACUGAGCUUGCUGAAAGAGGCAGUCCCAUUGAAUAUGCGUUGCAGCUCAACAGCAUUUCAAAUGAAAUGGACAGGUUUAUUUAGAAAGUUUUUUGCUAGGGUGCGGACAGCACUGGACAGACAGCUAAAGCAGGGGUCAUGGUGUCCAUCUCCAACCUCUAUUGUAAAAGAACCUAAUCCUGUUGAUACUACUGUGGACGCUUGUGUACAGAGGGCGGAAGAUCUCUUCCAAUUCAUUAAGUGGCUGGGCUCCUUUCUGUUUAAUUCUUGCUACCCCUCUGGCCCUUAUGAAAGGAAAACUAUUGCAAUGGAGCUUAUUCUUAUACUGUUGGAUGUAUGGCCUAUUUGUCGCUCUGAAGGGAAGACAGAUCUUUAUCCUUAUAAUGACAGCAUAACAAUGCCAGAUUCAACAAUUUCAUUUGUAGGGUCUAUAAUUGAUAGCUGGGACAGGCUAAGGGAAAAUUCUUUUCGCAUUCUGUUGCAGUUUCCAACACCGCUUCCUGGAAUUUCCCUGAGUACAUCCAUAAAUGAUAUUAUCAGAUGGGCAAAAGAACUCGUGCUAAGCCCACGUGUCCGGGAAAGUGAUGCUGGCGCAUUAGCCUUCCGACUUAUAUUUCGGAAGUAUGUUUUGGAGCUUGGAUGUGUUCUUGUGUUUUCUGAAGAACAUGAUUGCCUAAAGUGUUACACGAAAUCUACAGAUGGAGCUGCACAAGUAAUUACUAGUCAAAACCCAGUUGCGCAGUAUCUUUCAGCACUCAUUCAGUGGCUGUGUACUGUUGUAGAAGAGGGUGAGAGGGAUCUCUCUGAAGCAUGCAAGAAAAGCUUUGUUCAUGGAGUUCUUCUUACCUUGCGCUACACAUUCGAUGAGCUGCAUUGGAACUCUGAAGUAAUCCAAUCGUGUGUUUCUGAAAUGAGGUGUUUGAUAGGAAAGCUUCUUGAACUCAUAAUGCGUAUAACAUCGCUAGCCCUGUGGGUGGUUUCGUCUGAUGCAUGGUAUAUGCCAUGUGAUAUGGAUGACAUGAUUGAUGUCGUUUCUUUCCUCUCGGAUGUAAUUGAUGAGCACCAACCUGAUACUGCGUCAGCAACGGCAGAGAAAAAUGCCAAAUCAGGGAAUAAUGGCAAACCAGCCGAUAGUGUUAUUAUGGUUGGUUGCUGGCUUGCUAUGAAGGAGGUUAGCCUUCUUUUUGGAACUAUCGUCAGGAAAAUUCCAUUGCCCGUAUGUUCUCAUUCAAAUUCGUCACAGACUGAGGAUACAAGCAUCUCUGGGGAGAUUCUUGAUGUGGAACAGUUAGAGAUGAUGGGUGACCAUUUUUUGCAAGUUCUUCUCAAAAUGAAGCAUAAUGGUGCAAUUGAUAAGACAAGGGCUGGACUUACUGCUCUCUGCAACCGUCUUCUUUGCUCAAAUGAUCCAAGGCUAUGCAAAAUGACGGAUUCGUGGAUGGUGUUACUGAUGGAUAGGGCACUAGCUGAAGGGCAAACUGUGGAUGAUUUGCUUAGAAGGAGUGCAGGAAUCCCUGCUUCUUUUAUGGCCCUGUUCCUGGCAGAACCAGAAGGAACACCAAAGAAGCUACUUCCAAGGGCAUUAAAAUGGCUGAUUGAAUUUGCUAAAACAUCUUUAGCUAAUUUUCAGAAAGAUAGCAACCAGAAGUCUGAAGCAAUGAAAGAUGAUACUGUAGUUUCAUCUGAGUCACAAUCAGGAGCUACCACAAGUGUUCAUUCAAAUGGAAAUUUGUCUAAAAGCCGAGAUGAGGGUGUUGUUCCCACAGUGCAUGUAUUCAAUGUGCUUAGAGCUGCCUUUAAUGAUGCGAAUUUAGCUGCUGAUACUUCUGGUUUCUGUGCGGAGGCAACAAUAGUGGCAAUACAUGCAUUUUCAUCUCCUUACUGGGAAGUGCGUAAUGCAGCUUGUCUCGCAUAUACUGCGCUAGUUCGCCGCAUGGUUGGGUUUCUGAAUGUGCAGAAACGUGAAUCAGCACGGCGGUCGAUAACUGGCCUUGAAUUUUUCCACAGGUACCCAGCACUUCAUCCUUUCCUUUGUAGUGAGCUGAAAGUUGCAACGGAACUGCUAGCUGAUGGGGUUUCCCGCAAUUUAGAGUCACAUAUUGCAAAAGCCAUACACCCCAGCUUGUGCCCUAUUCUUAUUGUUUUAUCAAGGCUUAAGCCGUCACCUAUAAGCUGUGGAACUGAUGAUCCUUUAGAUCCUUUUUUGCUUUUACCCUUUAUCCAGAAAUGUGCUACCCAGAGUAACUAUCGGGUUCGUGUCCUUGCAUCAAGGGCUUUGAUUGGUUUGGUAUCUAAUGAGAGACUGCAGUAUGUUGUUAUUGAUAUAUUGGAUCAUUUACCUUGCGGAAGUCAUGAAAUGGCAGCUCACAGUUCUCAGUGUUCUGAUCCUCCUGUAUCAGCUAAUAUGGGAAAUGGAAAUUUACCUUGGCCUGCGAAGUCUUCUUCAUUCAAUUCAAUUCACGGCCUUCUGCUGCAGCUGUGUUCUCUUCUCGAUAACAACUUUAGAGGUCUGACGGACAGUAAUAAGAAGGAUCAGAUUCUUGGCCAUCUAAUUGAGGUUCUCUCAAAGUGCUCUUGGCUUGGUUGCCGUAAAUUAUGCAGAUGCCCUGUUGUAAGUACAUCAUACUUGUUGGUUUUGGAUCAGAUGCUUGAUGUUGCAAGAACAGGGGAAAGCAGGCAUACAGAUGUGAUCCGGUCACUGCUGUUACAGUUGAGUUCCCAGUGCCUGAACAAUGCAACAUCAACCCACUAUUCAUUCCAUGAUCCUACCCAGAUUGAACUUCAACAGCAAGCAGCUGCAUCAUAUUUCAGCUGUGUUGGCAUUCCCAAAGGGCAUGAUGAAACUGCUGAGGAAGAUAUUCGAUCGCAAAUACUUGAUAAAUCGACUUCAAGCAUGUCAGAGACGCCCUGUGAGGUCUCCCUCCCUGAGCUGCACAAGGAGAUUAUGUCUUGCCUUGCUGAUCCUAUAUAUGAUGUCAGAAUUACAGUGCUGAAGAGGAUUCUUCAGCUUGUGAAGUCAAUCAGAUGUGGUGAUAGUAAGAACAUUUCGCACCAAUGGGCAAGGGCUAAUCUGCACUCCGUGAUAAUGGAACGGUUAUUUUUGGAAGAACAUCCCAAAUGCCUUUAUUAUAGUCUAAAGAUCAUAUUUUCAUGGAACAUGGAAUGCCAGUUUAACAAUGGAGAAGAUUCGAAUACAUUUUUAUCUCUCUGGGAAAGAUUAGUUCAUUUGAACAGCACUAUGUCACAUGCAAAAACCAGAGAAAUAAUUCUAUGUUGCAUGGGUAUGUGCAUGAAGCAGUUCGCUAAAUUACUCAGGAAUGGUGUGUUACAGGAAGGUCUUAAAACGAGUGGGCUCUCUACUUCCUCUGUCAGUAUCAAUGAAGGGAAUAGAUUGCCCGCAGCCCUUAUCAACACAAACUUUUUUGUCAGUCUUGUAAAGAACCAAAGUGAUCCCUCUGAAACUGUGAAUUCUCGCAGGGCUGCCGCUGAAGCAAUAAUUUCUUCAGGUCUUCUUGAGGAGGCAAAUUUUGUCAAAGCAUGUGUGUCCAACACAUACCUUCCUUCAGAACACGAUGAAUGCCAUCUAGAGGAGAAAUGCUUGAAAGCUAGUGUGGGUGAAUUCACGAGUCUUUAUGCAUGCAAGAUACUGGACUUAUGGUUCAUAUGCAUCCAGUUACUGGAGGAUGAGGAUGUCCAUCUUAGGCAGAAACUUGCCAAGAAUGUUCAAAGGAUAAUCGCAAAUGGAUCGGCUAAUAACUUAUGUGAUGAUUCUGUGCCACUGCAAGUGGAUAGAGUGAUUGAGCUGAGCUUUGAAUUUGUAACCAAUUUGUUUGGCCAUUGGCUGAAAUACAUCGAGUACUUAUUAAGGAUGGUUUUGGACACCGCUAACACUUUGGAUUCAGAUGAAGACUUGGUCCGUCAGAUAUUCGAUAAAGAAAUCGAUAACCACCAUGAGGAGAAGCUGCUGAUAUGUCAAAUCUCCUGCUUAAAAAUUCAGAAGCUUCUGCGAUCUGAGUAUGAGCUAGCAACAGAAGAGAGAACUGAACUGUUCCUGCAGAACUGGAGGGAGAGCUUCUUGCACCAGCUCACGUCAUUGACCAGUGGCUAUCUUGAAAAAGAAGGGAAAACCGAUUGGAUUGGUGGCAUUGGCAACCACAAGGAUGUGUUCACAUCAGUAUACACAAAUCUGCUCGGUCUGUAUGCACUCACUCAAUCAAGGUCACUAGAACAACUGGAGGACAGGCAUAAACUGUAUUUGCAAGAAUUCUCAGAUCUGGAGGGGUUCAUCACACCGUUCCUGAAGAAUCCCUUGAUCUCUAACCUGUAUUUGCUGGUGAAGCGAUCGCAUGGGGUGCUUGGAUCCCCACUUAAGCCAGAGGACCAAGUGGGAGGUUCUGCCUCAGAAAAUUUUGAUUUGUAUUUUCUCCUCAGAUAAUUUUUUGUCAUGUACAAGUAAUUCUUUACAAAUAGCUAUUACUCUGUUGUAGACCUAAUUACCAAUUGUUUUGGUACAUCUGAUUAGCAUUUGUGGGCUGUAUGUCUACAGCUAAGUUUUGUAGCCGCUGUUGUUUUACAAAUGAAUGGAUCAGUUGUAGAG
Messenger RNA from Lolium rigidum, 6684 nucleotides. RefSeq names its product thyroid adenoma-associated protein homolog. Lineage: Eukaryota; Viridiplantae; Streptophyta; Magnoliopsida; Poales; Poaceae. Gene Ontology annotation, biological process: tRNA methylation. The transcript has 4 exons. Gene Ontology annotation, cellular component: cytosol. The coding region runs from base 25 to 6522 and encodes 2165 amino acids. The record is from RefSeq and is a predicted model, not a curated record.